Folsomia candida is the source of this 1442-nucleotide messenger RNA. RefSeq lists its product as uncharacterized. The transcript is spliced from 2 exons. The coding region runs from base 435 to 1112 and encodes 225 amino acids. Lineage: Eukaryota; Metazoa; Arthropoda; Collembola; Entomobryomorpha; Isotomidae. The record is from RefSeq and is a predicted model, not a curated record.
AUUUUUUGACAACCUUCGUUUAGAAAUGCAACUCUUAAGCUGCUAUUAACAACAUUUAAUAGCUUGGAACUUGCGCAGAUGCGAAAAAUUCAACAAUCCGUCCGCGAAACGCGCAAGAGCUGCACAGAUUUCGCCUAAAAACUUAGCAUUUUCUCGAACUUGUGACGCCAAGGACUUGCCGAAAUUUUCGCAUCUGCGUAUUUAAGUUCCGCACCAAAUGUUCUUUUUAAACAGUUGGUCCUUUAAAACAAAGUUCGUAAAAAAAUAAUCUGGGUUGAACAUGGUUUGCGUCCCAACUAUGGUUAUUCCGAGUGGAUAAGAACGGACCCCUAUAAAUAGGGCGGAUUCUCCAAUUUACAUAUACAUACAUAGUUCUCACUCUGCUGCAAAUUUCGUUGCAAAAACAAUUUCGAAAACACCACAUCAAGAUUAAAAUGUUUUUCGUCCCACUUUCAAGGAUGGGCUUAACUCCCAUCUUGAUUCUAAUUUUGGGCGUCAUCUGCUCUCAAAAUUUGGCGUCUGCGCAAGAGUCCACCAGGCCUUUUCCGCGGGCCUGGGAUUCCUGCUCCUCCAGUAAUUCCGCGUGUCCCCAAAAUUUCUACUGUUCCGAUGACCGGUGCGAGUGUCGGGAUGCAAUUUACAAGAGAAAGGAUCACGAUCUCCGGUCCUGCCAGACCAUAGUUUCCGGAAGCUGCGAGUAUGACGAGGAAUGCGUGAAAAAUUCGUUUUGUAACACAAUCACGCGGACGUGCACGUGUCGCCCGGGCUCUCUACCCACGCCGAUGGGAGAGUGUCGCUUCGAUGUCGGGGUCCCUUGCAACUUUGAGAGCAUCGAGCGGGAAUGCAACCUUUACGAAGGGCUGUACUGCAUCGAGGGACGUUGCGCGUGCGCCGAUAGCUCCUUAGUUUACGAGCUUGGGGCGGGCUGUCGCGCACAGGUGGGCGCCUUGUGCGGGAAAAUUCUCCUCUCGUGGGAGGGAUUCAGCCAAUAUAACAAUGGCGUGGAUCGAUUCAUCAGGGAACGCCCGGUCAAAUGUGGGCGUGGUCUGAGGUGUCCACUGGACGAGGGAGACUUUUCAGAAAAAGGAAUUUGCGUUGAGAAUACGCCUUAAAUUUUGAAAUCUAAAUUUUUCCCAGCAAAAAAUUAUUUACUGUGAAUUAAUUAAUUAAUUUGAGGUAUUUAUUUGAGGUAUUUUUAUUUAUCAAAAAAAAAGAUAAUUUGUGUGGAAAAUAGUGAAAAUACCCCUUAAAUUUUGAAAUCCGAAUUUCAAUCUUGCGAAAAUUAUUUACUGUUAAUUCACUAGCGUGAAGUAUGCAAUAAAAAGAGAAUCUACGUUUAGAAUACGCUUUAGAUUUUGCAACUCGAAAUUACAUCUACUUUAGUUUUAAGUUAAAGUCAGAGAAAAAUCAAAGCACACAUAAUAAAUACAUGUUCAUCAGUA